Molecule: messenger RNA, 588 nt
Organism: Manacus vitellinus (golden-collared manakin)
Lineage: Eukaryota; Metazoa; Chordata; Aves; Passeriformes; Pipridae
Gene: RABIF
Product: RAB interacting factor
Biological process (GO): post-Golgi vesicle-mediated transport; small GTPase-mediated signal transduction
Cellular component (GO): membrane; cytosol
Molecular function (GO): guanyl-nucleotide exchange factor activity; zinc ion binding
Source: RefSeq, a predicted model, not a curated record
AUGGCGGCGCCCUGCGCGGAGAUGGAGCCGGCGGCGCCUCCUCCGUCCCCUCCUCCCGCUCCCGCUCGCUGGUGCGCGCAGGGCCGCAACCUGCGGGGUUCUGUGUGCCAGCGCUGCGGCUCCCGAGUGCUGCUGCCCGGCGCCGCCCACUUCGCCCGCCGUGAGCUCCUCCUGCCCGCCAUGAGAGAGAGGGGCGGCGCGGCGGCGGCGGGAGGCGGCGGGGAUGUGCUGCGGGAGCACUGGCUGGUGCGCGACAUGUUCUCCUUCGAGAACGUGGGGUUCACCCGCGACGUGGGCAACGUGAAGUUCCUGGUGUGCGCCGACUGCGAGGCGGGGCCCAUCGGCUGGCAAUGCCUGGACGAAGACAGCUUCUACGUGGCUCUGGAACGCGUGGCCACGAGUGAGCGCGGCCCCGGCACCGGGCUGGCAAGCUGGGCUCGGCCGCCGGGAGCCCCGACAGCCCUGAGAGCCACAGCCCGGGCUGGGGCCCGGGGCACUGCCGCGCUGGCAGCAGGUGGGGCUGAACGGCCACGCUGGGCAGCCCAGUGUGUGACUGACCACGGCCCGGCUGGGCAGCCCAGUGUCUGA